AUGUCGUCGACAUCGCAAAAGGGCGGACGGGGCGUACUCGGGGCCAAGUGGCUGUGGCCUGCUGUCGCAGUUGCUGGCGCAGCUUCUGCAGGCCUUGCGUACUACUACUACAAGCUCUACGCCUCGGCAUCCUCGGCCAAGGCUUCGGGUGACAAGGCCGACGGCCUGUCGCGUGGCUUCCUCAUCCCUCCGUCGUCGGCCUCUGCGGACGGCUCACCGGCUGCCUCACCGACUGCCUCCUCCUCCUCCAUCCGGAGGAGCACCUCGGCAUCAGGUCUGGCUGGCGCAGUGCCUCAGCCGGCAGACGCUGACCUUUCUCCCCAGCAGCGUGCUGCAGAGGCCAUCCGCCAGAAGGGUAACAAUGCGUUCAAGGCAGGCAAGUUCCGCGAGGCUGUGCAGGCGUACACCGAGGCGCUCUCGCUCGGCCCGCAUCCGUACGGGGCUGUGCGGUGCUACACGAACCGGGCGAUUGCCGAGACGCGGCUGAAGGAGUGGGAUGCGGCGCUGGUCGACGCCAUGAUGGCGACGACAGCGGACCCCGAGUUCUCCAAGGCGUACUACAUGGCCGGGCAGGCGUAUAUGGGCCUCGGGCUCCCGCACCGGGCAGCUGGCAUGUUUGCCACCGCCAAGGAGAAGAGCGGCGGCAAGAAGGCGCAGGCCGAUGCCGAGAAGCAGCGGGCGGCUGCUGCCGAAAAGGCCGCAGCCAUGACCGCCGAGGAGGUCAAGGCUGCCGAGGACAGCGUGUACGCCGCCCGCGACGCUGCCAUCUCUGCUUUGCUCAAAGCCGCCGAGGCCGGCAUGAUCGGUUCAAACAAGACCGUGGCCGACUACAACAACGCCACCGGCAUGCUUCUCAAGGCGCUGAUGAUGGGCGAGCUGGACGACUACAAGAACAAUGCGCUCAAGGCCGACGUCAUCCGCCUCCUCGGCCGCUCACACUUUCUGGCCCAGCGGUUCCAGGCCGCGGCCGAGAUGUACUCGGCACACAUGGGCCUUGCGCAGAUGGUCAAGGACGCUGGCGCGCCUGCCGGCGCCGACGCCGGCGAGGUCUCGGCCACCGGCGCCCGGUGGGACGCCGACAUCCAGGAGUCCAAGUUCUUCCUGGCCCAAUCGCUCCGUGCUCUCGGCGCCAACCGCGACGACAUUAUCCGCCUCCUCACCGACGCUGCCAACGGCCCGGUCCCUUCGCUCAAGACCCGCGCCUCGACCGAGCUGAUCAAGGUCUACAAGACCAUGCGCGCUGCCGAGGCCGACGGCUCGGACAAGGCCCUCGAGCUCGAUGCCCUCAUCGCCUCACUCGACGUCGAUGUUGCCAAGCCGAGCGUUGAGCUUGAGCUCGAGGCCGAGACUGAGGCCGAGGCUAAGACCGAGACCGACGCUGCCGCCGCCGCUGACGCCGCCGCUGAGACCGAGACCGAGGUCGACGCUGACGCCGACGCUGACGCCGCCGCUGAAACCGAGACCGAGACCGAGGCCGAGGCCGACGCUGACGCCGCCGCUGAGACCGAGGCCGAGACCGACGCUGACGCCGACGCUGACGCCGCCGCUGAGACCGAGGUUGAUGGAGCUGUGUCCGAGGUCGAGGACGAGGACGCCGAGUAA
Messenger RNA from Thecamonas trahens ATCC 50062, 1602 nucleotides. RefSeq lists its product as uncharacterized. Gene Ontology annotation, biological process: post-translational protein targeting to endoplasmic reticulum membrane. Gene Ontology annotation, molecular function: molecular adaptor activity; protein binding. The transcript has 2 exons. Lineage: Eukaryota; Apusomonadida; Apusomonadidae. The coding region runs from base 1 to 1602 and encodes 533 amino acids. Gene Ontology annotation, cellular component: TRC complex; membrane. The record is from RefSeq and is a predicted model, not a curated record.